This is a messenger RNA of Closterium sp. Naga37s-1, 6048 nucleotides long. NCBI's taxonomy places the organism in Eukaryota, Viridiplantae, Streptophyta, Zygnematophyceae, Desmidiales, Closteriaceae. The record is from the annotation of a GenBank genome assembly.
AUGCAGCCAGAGGUGGCUGAGGCAGAAGCACUGAGGCAGCAGUACGAGGGCGAGUACACGGCAUGGCAGCAGACCACCGUCAAGAAGCCACCAGCAUAUAAGUCCCGCCGCAAGCCCAAGCCCAGCUCGUCCCAGCACGACGGCAAUGCUCAGAACCCCACGGGGACUACAGGGAGUGCCGUGACCACGGAGGAAUUUCUCCGUGCUGUGGCGACUGCUCUCGUCGCUGCCAUCCCCCUGCCCUCCGCCGCCCUCCAUGCCAGCAACCCCUCUGCUGCAAACGACCCCAGCGAGAGGCAGUGCCGUGCUGGUGCUGCUGCAGGCGACUAUGCCUCUGGUGCUCGUACUUGCUCAGGGGAGGGGAGGUGGGGAGGGAUGGAGGACGAUGUCGAGGGGGAAGGGGAGGUUGAAGGAGAAGCGGAGGGGGAGGGGGAUGGGCGGUAUGAGUUGGCGUUUGUGCCUCUGAUGCACCUGCUGGGGCGGGCAGGGAGAGGAUCCGUUGCAGAUAUAGUGCUGGCGGAUGGUGAAGGGGGGGAGACGAAUGGGACGGGGACUGGGAGUGAGCAGACGGGAGGCGAUGGGGAUGGGGAUGGGGAUGGGGAUGGGGAUGGGGAUGGGGAUGGGGAUGGGGAUGGGUAUGGGGAUGGGUAUGGGGAUGGGGAUGGGUAUGGGGAUGGGGAUGGGGAUGGGGAUGGGUAUGGGGAUGGGGAUGGGGAUGGGGAUGGGUAUGGGGAUGUGGAUGCGGAAGUUGAUGCGCCGAACGUGCAGUGGGAGGUGGUGGGGGGGUUGAUCCGCGUGGUUGCGACACAGCGCAUUGCCAAUGACGCGCCUCUGCUGCUACCCCUGGAUGGCGGGCUGUCAGGGCACUUCAGAGAGGCGCAGAAAGCCAGGGAGAGGCGAGUCAAGGCGAGGAGGCAGAGGAGGAACAAAGAGAAGGAAGGGCAGACUGGAGAGCAGGCCAAGGAAGCAAAGAAGCAGCAGCAGCAGGGGGAGGAAAAAGAGGAGGAAAAGGAAGAUGCAGGGGAGGAAGGGUACUUGGAGCAGCAGUGGGCCAGGGAAGGCAACAGGUGGCAGGGAGCUGGAAAUGGAAAGCAGCAGCUGCAGAAGAGUGCUUUGUCACAGACGCAACGAGCACGGAAGCUUCCCCAGCCGUCGCUGAUCCACGCCACACCUCUCUCUAACACAGAUGCCUUCACCUACUUUGGCGUCGCCCCCAAGUCGCUCUUUCUCGACCAGUUCCCCCUCUUCGACUCCCCCGUCGCUGCCCUGCAAGCGGCUGCCACGCAAGUGCCGCCCGAUUUUGACCCCGAUGCAAUCGAAUCCCAGCUCAAGAUUGCGGAGAUCGGCGCGAAGAUUCUGCGGGCGGUGCGGAGGGUGAAGAGGAGGGUGGUAAAGGCGGUGGUGUGGGGGAGCAGGGAGGAGAGAGAGAGAAUGGGGGUAAGGGAGGAGAUAGUGGAGAAAGUGAGGGUGUGGGAGAUGAGGAGGGAGAUGAGGGAGAGGAUGGGACUGGAGAAGAAACCAGGGGGAGGAGGAGGAAACGAAGGGGGGAGUGGGGGAGGAGAAGAAGAGGAGGAGGGAGGGCCGGCGCUGCAUGUGUAUUCGCUGGGUCUCAUGGAUCCCGAGAUGGUGGCCUACCUCACUGCCUUCACCUACUUCUUCGCCACUAAGGAGGAGCCGCACUACAGCUUCUUUGCUCGAGUGAGCGUCGCCUAUGCAUGGAACCUCGAUGGCAAAACCACGUGCACGCACAUGCCCCUCCUCUCCUCCUCCCCCUCAUCCUCCUCAUCAUCCUCCUCCUCCAACCACUCCUCCAACCCCCUCCACAUCUCCCUCUCCAAGUUCCCCCAUCGGGACCAUCUGCUCUCCGCCCUCACGCCCGUGCUGAGGCUCGUGGCGAGCACACUUAGGGAGCUGGUGGAGGCGCACUUAGCUAAGUACCAGGGCUCAGUGCAGGAGGACGCCAUGUCGCUGUAUUACGUGCCCUUCUGCCGCGUGUGGCAGCGCGCUGGAGUGAAGCAGCCCGAGAAGAUCGUCAAGCAGGGGGGAGGGCAGCAGGGGGGAGGGCAGCAGCUGGAAAUGAGGAGAGUGAUAUGGUGGGGGUGGGUGAAGGGUGCUGGGAGUGAGUUUGGGGAGGUGGGGUGGGAGCGAGGCAUGGAUGACGACGGGGUUAGAGGAGGUGGAGCAUGUGGUGCAGCAGCACCUCAUGCGGGGGGGAAGAGUGUGAGGAGGCGCGUAGCGUCACGCGGUGCAGAGGCACCUCAUGUCCCAAGCAACUAUCUUUUCCAUCUGGCCCUUCUUCUCCCCACUAUACCCCCCUUUGUUAGGUCUACCUGUGAGCCGUGGAUGAUGACGGGAUUGGAGGAGGUGGAGCACUUGGUGCAGCAGCAAGCAUUCCCCUCACCCACUCUCUCCAAUGCCUCCGAUCCCAACCCUCCCCGCCUCCCCCCCCAUCAGAUCUGUGAGCCGUGGAUGAUGACGGGACUGGAAAAGGUGGAGCACGUGGUGCAGCGCCACCUCAACAGCAAGCAGCUCCUCGUGGAGGCCUCUGAUUGGCUGCUGCUCUCCUGCGACCCGCGCUUCGACCUGCACCUGGGGGGAACAAGGAGCUGGGCGGGAGCGGAGGGGGAGGGGGAGGGGGAGGGGGAGGGGGCGGGGGCGGGGGCGGCGGAGGAUGAGGAAGGGAGGGGAGGGAAGGAGGCGAAGGGAGGGCAAGCGGAGGCGGGGAGGGGAGGAGGGGGUGCGGUGGAGGAGGAGAGAGGGGAGGCAGGGGAGGGGGAGGACGAGGAGGAGAGGAAGCUGAGGGCGUUUAUAGAGUGGGUGCAGCAGAGAGGCAUCAAGGAGUAUGGCACAGAUGACUCCCCUCUCAAGGGAAACGACCUGCAGGAGGGGGAGGUGCUGCUGCUCACUCCCCCCCUCCUGUCGUUCCCGCAUAUCUCUGGCUAUCUCUGGCCAUCUAUCUACCUCUCUGCCUGCCUGCUCCUUCAUACCUGCCAGGCGGAUGGGUGCCACAUGAGCAUGGUUGCAGGGAGCGAGAGGGCCUGCAGGGGGGGAAGGCGCUGCCAACUCCGGAUCACGGUCGUGCCUGCUUAUCUAUUCCUUUUGAGGCGCCUCAAAAGUCGCUGCCGACUCCGGAUUACGGUCGUGCCUGCUUAUCUAUUCCUUGCAUUCCUUCUGCUCUUUAUGUCUGCCUCUCUGUCUCCUGUCAUACCUGUUAGGCGGCAGAUGAGCAUGGUGGCGGGGAGGGACGUGCAGGCAGCAGGAGGGGGAGGCGCCAGCCAGAUGAGCAUGGUGGCGGGGAGGGACGUGCAGGCAGCAGGAGGGCGAGGUGGCGCAAGCUGGCGCCAGAUGAGCAUGGUGGCAGGGAGGGACGUGCAGGAGGGGGAGGUGCUGCUGACCAUUCCGCAGUCGCUGUGGAUCACAGCAGAGGUCGCAGCAGAGGAGAUGCCGCCGCACACAGGCCCGGUGAAUAUCCAGGUGGCCAUGGUGGCGUGGCUGCUGCGGGAGAAGGCGAGGGGGAGGCAGUCAGAGUGGUGGCCAUACAUAGACAUCCUGCCUCCCUACGUGCCACUGCCCCACCGCUUUCGCAACGACUCCCUGGACGAGGCUCAGUCCGACCUCCUCAAGCUACUGGUCCACCAGCAGAGAGAGGUGGCCCUUAUGGAGUACAAGCAGGUGCGCCCGCCCGCCAUGGCGUUUGCAUCGUUCGACGACUACAUGUGGGCGCACUCCAUUCUCGACUCUCGCGCCUUCUCCGUGCCCGUCAAAGAGCUCUCCGGCUUGGACCUUGAAGUCGCCACCGCAGGGAAAUCGGGCAGUACGGGAGCGAGGAAAGCAAAGAACGGCAAGCAGGGAGGAGGGAGCGAGGAGAGCAAGGGGAGCGGGGGGAGCGGGGGUGGGGAAGAGGCGGCGAGAGACGGGGGUGAGGGGGACGAGAAGGAGAAGAGGAGGAGGGUGAGGGAGGAGCGGCGGAGGACGAUGGCGAAUGCACCGGGGGAGUUGGUGGAGGCAGUGAACGACGCGGUGGGGGUGCUGCACGAGUCACCCCGCCGUGUGGUGCGCGGCAUGGGUAUGGCGCUCAUCACUGCAGCCGAGCUGCUGGAUCACCAAAUCAACUCCUCCAUUCAGUACAACAUAACGCACCAAUUCGAGUACAUAGCCAUGGUCAAUGUCUCAGCAGGAACGGAGCUCGCCACGUCGUACGGCCCCAAGACGAACGACCAGCUGCUCGCCACCUACGGCUUUGUUCUCGAUGCCAACCCUUUUGACGGUGCGCCUCUCUUCGAGAACCUCACUGAGGCGGUGGGUGUGGUGGCGGCGCUGCUGGCCAAUGGGGGCAAGGCUCUGUACCGCGAUCUGCUGAGGGUGGCAGCCAAGGCAGUAGCAGCGGUGGUGGCGGAGGGGGAGGACGGCAACUACACUGAGGUACUCAAAAUGCCCCAGUAUAACCUCAAGCAGCGCGUGAAUGAGGCCGCGUGGAAGCGAGUGGGCAAGCGCAAGGGGGAGAGGAGAAGGACGGGAGCCUCUGGUAGCAACGGCGGUGGUGGUGCUUCUGCCGCACUCUGCUCAGCUGGCGCUGGGCUCUGUGCUGUACGGCUGGGGCGUGUCUUCCAUCAACAGGUCCUCCCUGCACCUCACCUCCUGCCAAAUUCCCAUCCCCCCCCCCUACGCUCAUCCCUCCUAUCCCCCAACGAAGCCCCACCAGAGCCGCACUAUUCUCAGCUGGCGCUGGGCUCUGUGCUGUACGGCUGGGCGUAUCGGCCAACAGCAGGACCUGUCUGCACCUCUUGCAACCCAACUCGCCUUUCCCCCAUCCCUCCCAUACCCGCCUCCCCCUGUUCCAACCCAGAGCCGCACUAUGCUCAGCUGGCGUGUGCACUACGGCUGGGGCGUGUCUGCCAACAACAGCACCUGCCUGCACCUCUUGCCAAAUUCCCAUCCCCCAUACGCUCCUCCCCCCUAUCCCCCAACGAAGCCCCACCAGAGCCCCACUAUUCUCAGCUGGCACUGGGCUCUGUGCUGUACGGCUGGUGGGGUGUGUCUUCUAACCGACCUCCCUGCACCUCCUGCAACCCAGCUCUCCCCCCCAUUCCUCUUCCCCAUCCCUUACCCCCACCCCUUUCACCUAUCACUUUUCCCACCAGAGCCCCACUAUUCUCAGCUGGCGCUGGGCUCUGUGCUGUACGGCUGGGGCGUCUCUUCCAACAACAGGUCCUCCUGGCACCUCCUGCCACCCAACUCGCCUUUGUCCUUCCCCAUCCUCUCCUCCCACUUUCCCCACCAGAGCCCAACUGCACUCAACUAGCGCUGGGCUCUGUGCUGUACGGCUGGGGCAUAUUUGCCAACAACUUGGCGCUGGGCUCUGUGCUAUACGGCUGGGGCGUUUCUUCCAACAACAGGACAUGCCUGCACCUCCUGCCAAACUACUCCACCCUAAUGCCGGCCGUGGUCGCUGCGGCCGACACCAUUCGUCUUCUAGCGGAGUACCGGCUGGCUCGGUACCCCACCACCAUGGAAGAGGACGAUGCUGUGCUUCGGAAGCUACAGUCCUGCCAAGCCUGGGGCAAAGGCUCGGCGGAAGGCUCGGCAGGAGAAGAAACAGCUGGGACAGGCUUAUCUGGGGAGGGUUCGAAACCCGGCAAGGAGGAGGGGAGGGAGAAAAGGGAGGAUAGAGAGGUCGAGGAAAAGGGAAAGGGGGAGACGGAGGACAAAGAAGAGGACAGAGAAGAGGCCAAAGAGGCGAGGGAAAGGGAGGAGUUUCGUGCGUGGUGUGAGCCAAUCUUGGCGGUGGUGGAGGAGAGGAUGGUGCUGGUGAGGUACCGCCGGCACAAGAAGAAGGUGUUGCAAUCUGUCGCCUCCCGCCUCCACCGCACCUGCGUGCUCCCCUCCCUCACUGUUGCUCGCGCCCCUGCCCCGGGUGCUCGUGGUUUGGACCACUCUGGUUCGGCCGAGGCUGGUUUGGCUAGUGCUGUGAGCAGUGAGGAUUCUUCUCUGCCUAGUUCCGAUAGUGAUCAGGCUGGAGUUAGUGCAAAUGCGAUCCAGGAAAAGUAG